AUAAAAUGGAAACCAAUUAUGAAACUCAACACGGCCCAUGCUAGUUAAAUUACUUCUUGAAAUAAAAAUGAAUGAACAAUGACAAUAUUGGAAAUUGAAUUAUAAGUCAUAUAUCAAUAAAGAUGAUUUUCAAAGUGAUAUUUUUAUUAUAUUUAAAUGUGAGAUCAGUUGUGUUGUACCGCCAUGAAAAACCUGUUGCCGAAAAAGUGUGGAGUGAGCGCUGCCAAAGAAAUACGAUUGCAUUGAACGACUGCAACUGGUGUUCUUGUAACAUGAAGAGUGCAUACACAUGCAAUGCACGAGCUUGCAAUGAAGUCGACAUGUUUGGCCAUUUUAAUGAUGCCAUAAGAGAUAUGGACGUAGGCAUGAACGGCCAUGGCGUCUGGCGUUCAGACGACACAGCUUGCGAGGCAGGAGUCCACUACAGGAAGAACGAGCUCCUCUGUGUUUGCACCGAAGACGGCAAAUGGCCCAAUCCAGUCUGCCGCGACAUCUUCCAAAUACUCCACGCAGUUGAGUCGACAGAACAUAAAGUACCUACUAAGGACACCAACUGUUCUGCGACAAAACUCUACCUCUUCGAUUGCAACGUUUGCUUCUGUCCUUCAAACGGACGCAUCGAUCCUCAGUACUGCACAAAAAGACAAUGUCACCAAGAAAACGUUGAACGAUCUCACAAUACAGAAACUGUGGAAGAAGUAUACGCUACUUGCACUCCAACCAAACGCUACAAACUCGGCUGCCAAACCUGCCUCUGUCUCCGCAACAACCGCCUUGUGUGUGACAAUUGCACUAACGAAGAAGAUAACAACUUGGCCAUCGCCCAAAAUUCUAUCUGCUACCAAAAGGAACCAGGUGUGAUAUUCAAAAAGGGUUGCAACUUAUGUCAUUGUAACAAGAAAGAUACUAUUUAUUGUACUGCAAAGAAGUGUCUGCAGAAUCAUACGAAGAUUUCCUUACCGCAGAUUCAAUACGAUCUGGUGGAACAUAUACAAGAUGAGUACAAUUGCAUCCCAGGAUCGAAGUACAAGAAGGAUUGCAAUACGUGUCACUGUUUCAUGCGUGAAGGAGUCAAGUACUUUGGGUGUUCUAUGAAUUCUUGCAAGCAAUCGGACGAUAACGACACAGAUACUUGUGUCGAAGGAACAUCGUACCAGGCAAACUGUUUGAUCUGUCACUGCGUUGUAGAAAAUGGUGUAAAAAGGGAAUUCUGUCACAUCGACGAUUCGUGUAAGACUCAAGACAUGACCGCAACGCCUCAGUUGCUUGCCUCGAUGCAUGGGUACUGCGAGCCUUUACAUUUCUACCAGCAGGAUUGCAAUAAAUGUAGAUGUCUGGCGGAUGGGAAGACUGUGGCGUGCACAUCGAAAGUUUGCUCCAAGCAGUCAAAGGAUGAAGAUGGUUUAACGUUUUCCAAAUCACUAUUAUUGACGCCAAGAACAGAGAGCAAGUCUCAAGAUAAAUCUGUGGUCGUGGAGUUUAUACCUUUCGUCCAAAAAGAUAAUUUUUGUCCCAAAGGCCAGACCUACAAGGUAGAUUGCAAUGUUUGUUACUGCAUGAAGAAUGGCAACGCGGUGUGCACGACGAAGCAAUGUUAACCGAAGCUAUUUCUGGAUAAAGAACUUUGUGUCCAUUGCUCACGGUUGCAAUUUUCUUGUCACAUUAUCAGAUUUUUGAUCACUUUGAGGUGAUCUAAAGCAAUUGUGAUUGCCUUUUUUCAGUUGGUUUAUUAAAAUACGUAUUAUUUGG
Spodoptera frugiperda (fall armyworm) is the source of this 1749-nucleotide messenger RNA. RefSeq lists its product as uncharacterized. The record is from RefSeq and is a predicted model, not a curated record. The transcript has 3 exons. Lineage: Eukaryota; Metazoa; Arthropoda; Insecta; Lepidoptera; Noctuidae. Gene Ontology annotation, molecular function: peptidase inhibitor activity. Bases 123 to 1598 code for a protein of 491 amino acids.